AUGCCGGAAACGUAUUAUGAUAUUCUCGGCGUCGAUCGCAAUGUGGAGCAAGGAGCCAUUCGCAAGGCUUACCUAAAAUUAUCCCUCAAGCAUCACCCUGAUAAAAACCCUGACAAUCAGGAAGAAGCCAAGGCCAAAUUCAUUCAGAUUGGGACUGCUUAUGAAACCCUCAGCGAUCCUACCAAACGAGCGGCGUAUGACCGUGCGCUAAAAUUUGGUGGUGGUGUGCCAAGCUCCUCUGGUGCUGCUGCUGCUGCUGCUGGUAGUGGAGCUUCCUUUGCGGAUUCCGAAGCCUACGACAAGUUUUCCGACUUUUUCGAUUCGACCGUAGCAGGCAUGUCCGAGUCGGAGCUGGCAGCCGCCAUGAUGGGAGUAUCCAUGGUGGGAAGUAUAGUUGGAUCCAUGGUUGGAAGUCGGAUACUGGGUGGCAAAAAGGGAGGUUCUGGAAUGUUGGGCGCGGCAGGAAGUAUGGUGGGCAGUAUGGUGGCAAGUGAAAUGGCUGCCUCGUCGGUCCGGGCAAUCCAUCAAAAGUCGAUUGAGCGAAUUCAAUACAAGGAAGCAUGUAGGCAGGCGGUGCAACGAGGUGAUCCCAUGCCGGAUCCACCAGCGAAGAACCACUGGGAUGAUAUACUGGAAAAGACUUUGGGGCUUGUCAAGGGUGUGGCGAGUGCUGCCAUGGAAGGAAAAAACAACAACAACAACAAUUCCAAUGGUACCAACACCAAAAACAACAACAACACCAACAAGAGUACCAAUGGCAAUACGAAAUCUAAUAAUGCAGGCAGUGAUGCUAGAUCAUCACAAGGGAAUGGAAAUGGAAAUGGUGGCGGUGGACUGGCUGGAAAUGUGUGGAAGGCUGCAGCAGCUGGUGUCAUGCACAUGAAACAGGCUCAAGCGAAAGCCAAUGCAGCCGGUGGUGGCCAACCGAAGAAUUCAAAUGCAAAUACAAAGACUAAUAAUAAUAGUGGCCACCGGUAA
Cylindrotheca closterium is the source of this 978-nucleotide messenger RNA. NCBI's taxonomy places the organism in Eukaryota, Bacillariophyta, Bacillariophyceae, Bacillariales, Bacillariaceae. The record is from the annotation of a GenBank genome assembly.